Molecule: messenger RNA, 966 nt
Organism: Annulohypoxylon truncatum
Lineage: Eukaryota; Fungi; Ascomycota; Sordariomycetes; Xylariales; Hypoxylaceae
Exons: 3
Coding region: 1-966 (321 amino acids)
Source: RefSeq, a predicted model, not a curated record
AUGAGAUUCUCAGUCCUUAUUUUAGGUCUAUUACCUCUGCUGGCCUUUGCCGCAGAUGAUGGCGAUGGCAAGGCACCUAGCAAGCCUGACACGCUGCCAGCGAUUCAGCCUCCUUUCGAUUUCAAUGGUAUCAUCGAGAAGGGGUUGAUGGAUAACCUUCAUCCUACCCCAAGUCAUAUAAAAUAUUUAACUGGGAACAAGAUGCCUACAGAUUGCAUGGCUCAUGCAAAAGAGAAAAAUCACGGACCAGACGAAUUUGAGGUCUUUGAGGUCUAUUACGAAGAUUGCCAUGUUCCGUGGGUGAUGUGCCGUCUCAAAGACACACAUGUCAACGCUACCACCAUGGCCGACACAUUCGGAAGGAUGCCGCUUGGAAUGCGAGAAUUCGUCAAGCAUGUAAUUCUCUUCAAGCCAAAAGACCUUCCAGGAGCAGCUGCCUGGGACGCCGGAGACGUCAUCGCGAUCAGUGAAGAUUCCUUUCGUCUUUACGUCCUCGCCCAUGAGAUGUCUCAUUCGAUAGACGCGCAUAUUGAAGUACCCGGAGUCACGCCCUCCGGAAAAGGCGGCCUUAGCUCGAGCAAGAGAUGGGCGGAGCAAUACGCUCUCGACAACGCGACGGUCAGCGACUAUGCGCGGACCCUAUGGGCGGAGAACUUGGCAGAGACGGGUAUCAUCGCCCUCUACAACAUCGUCGUUCCUAACGGCGUGGCCAACCUCCAGCAUAACUCACCUCGCCAAGUCUUCCACCAGUACGCCACAUAUACGACGUACUACCGCGAUAUCAUCACCCCGGGAAAGAAUCAAACCUGCAAACAGAGGGUGCCAGAUUCCAAGAUGGUGUACUGGCCUGAUAUCGCGUCGGACGGCGUACCGACGGAAACUCGCACGAAGAAGGUGGGCAUCACACUGAUGGAGCCAGGUGCAUUCGACGAGAACGUGACGUUCGUACAGCCACCCGCACGUUGA